GUCAACAGACCCCUGACCAUGAAGAAGGAAGGCAUCCAGACCCGCAACCGCAAAAUGUCCAGCAAGUCCAAGAGGAACAAGCGGGUCGGGGACGGCUUUGACGAGCUGUCCAAGUGCAUGCAGGACAAGGCCUCGCCCUUUGGCGCCGCGCCGGGCCUCGCCGGCCACAUGACCCACAUGGGUCACCUCCCCGCUUUCAGCCACUCGGGACACAUGCUGCCCACUCCCACGCCCAUUCACCCCUCGUUCGGUCACCCGCACCACUCCAAUAGGUCGCCGGUCUGGGCCGAGCCCCACUGAGGGGCUUUGGUUCUAGACACAGAGAGCCCGUUCGCCAGUAGGAGCCACCGCAUCUCCAUAAACACUAAACGGCCUCCACAUCACGCCAAAACGCUGAGCAGACCUGUGUACAGUGGAAGGAGGGGAGCUGCUUUCAACGUCAUCCCUGACCCCCGCUGGUGGGACGGUGCUGGCAGCAGGACUGGACUCUGUGAUGGGGGGUGGGGGUCUGUUAGUCCCCUGGAGUCUGGGGCUGACAGGAGAGGAGUGAACAGACAUUUGUCAUUAUUAUUAUUAUUAUUUUUUGCUUAUUUUUUUACUAAGUCACUUUGGUACCCACCUCUCCCUGACUUCAUAACAGGACAGAGGUCCGAAAAAGAAACGCUGUUUUCACCUCAUGAUCAUGACAUGCAGCCUGUCCACCCCCCGGGUCUGUCCACCCCCCAGGCCUGUCCAGAACUGCUGUGGACAGACACAGACACAGACUCAUCAGUGCUGGAAGCUGUCAGACGGGCCGAGCGUCAGAAACUCUGUUAAAACCAGCGCUCUCCCCCACAUGCUGGAUUGUACACCACCACACUGCUCACCUGUUUUUGAUAACGGUUUUAUUGGAGAAAAAAAAAUUAAAAUAAAACAACACGGUAAAUAGAGUGUUUAUAAAUGCUUAAUUGCUAUUAUUGUUGUUAUAUUUGAUGUUAUAAUUAUUGCUGCAAUAAUUUAUUUCCACUCUUUCAAGCUUUCGUCAGACACACAGAGACAUCUGAGUUCAGUUUCAUGGUUGUUAUGUAAAGAAAACACUGACCUGUCUUGGAUUUUUGAGAACCGAAAAAGUCCCUGAGCUGUACGUUUUUAUCAUUUUAUUUUCCAUCUCACAAAAAGAAAAUAAAAUAAAAGUUUAAUACUGAAAUAAG
This is a messenger RNA of Austrofundulus limnaeus, 1190 nucleotides long. RefSeq names its product endothelial transcription factor GATA-2. The record is from RefSeq and is a predicted model, not a curated record. Lineage: Eukaryota; Metazoa; Chordata; Actinopteri; Cyprinodontiformes; Rivulidae.